Messenger RNA from Musa acuminata AAA Group (dessert banana), 4406 nucleotides. RefSeq lists its product as uncharacterized. Gene Ontology annotation, cellular component: cytoplasm. Bases 1 to 4131 code for a protein of 1376 amino acids. NCBI's taxonomy places the organism in Eukaryota, Viridiplantae, Streptophyta, Magnoliopsida, Zingiberales, Musaceae. Gene Ontology annotation, biological process: chromatin remodeling. The transcript is spliced from 17 exons. The record is from RefSeq and is a predicted model, not a curated record.
AUGGCCGGCGGCUAUUUCCUCUUCCGGUUCCCCUCUGAGGCUGAUGCAAUCACAACUGGGCUCUUGAAAACCCCCCUUGGGCAAGAAGGCGACCUGGAGUGGAGGGGCGAAGAAACCCCCUCCGAGGAAAGCCUAUUGCUCGUCUUCUCUCGCCUUAAGCCCUACUGCCUCGGCCUCCUCGACCUCAUUCGCAACCCUAAGAACGAUGCCUCCUUCCUUGUCGAGAUGGCCGACUUCAUUCGAAGCGCCCCCGCCGCCGCCUUGCAGCCCUCUCUCGAGUACGCUCUCUCCUCACAUCCCCGACAGCUUGUCACCCAUUUGACUCAGAGAGACCUUGUCUCCAGUGUUUUGACUUUUGCGUCCAAGAAGUUGGGUCGGAGUUAUGAUGUUCUUCAUGAUGGGUUAUUUGAUCGGGUUGUUUUCUAUUGUUUGCCCAGUUAUACCUUGUUCCCUUUUCUCCUUUUGCUGGAUGCGGCGGUGCAGUGUAGAGAAGAGAAGAAGGCUGACUCGGAUGGGGGUUUCGGGAAUGCCGGUUCCCCAUUAGGUGGGCAUGCGAUCAGUGAUUCUGUGGCAGAAGGGAUGCUAAUGUGCCUUGAAGAACUUUUAAAGAAAUGCCAUCUUGGGUCUGUGAAUCAGGCUGCUGAACUUGAGGCACUGAGAGGACACCGUGGAAGUGCAAAUCUCCGGAAAGAGGCAUUUCUUACCCUUCGAGUCCUUGUUGCCAAGGUUGGUACUGCUGAUGCACUUGCCUUCUUUCUACCGGGCGUUGUAAGCCGUUUUGCAAAGGCCUUAUAUGUAUCAAAAAAUAUGAUUAGUGGUGCUGCUGGAAGCUCUGUGGCCAUCGAGCAGGCUAUUUGUGGUUUGACUGAGUUCUUGAUUAUUGUUUUAGACGAUAAGGCAAAUCUGCACUCCCUUGACAUGCCUGUAAAUGAUAUUGGAUCACUUGCACCCAUGGAAAAUAACUCUACCCAAUCUGUUCUAGAGGCUCUUCGUAGUUUACCUUUAAAUGGUCAUGUUCAGUCAGCAAAUAUGAUUGGAGAUUCGUUUAAUCAAGCUAUCAACGAUGAUCAUAAACGAAAGAUAGUUGAUCAUAGCAAUGGCGAAAGAACUUUAUUCGUACAUCGUUCCAAGGAGUGGACUGAUGAAACUUCUUCUAAUGUUGAUAAAUUAAUGUCUGCUGCAUUUCCACAUCUUUGUAUUCAUCCUGCAGAAAAGGUCAGAAAAGCACUUGUAGAUGGCAUACAGGGGCUUCUGUUGAAUUGCAGAUGCACCUUGAAAAGAAGCAAAUUAAUGCUUUUGGAGUGUUUGUGCAUGCUGGUUUGUGACGAUGCAGAUGUUGUGUCCAUGGUAGCACAGGAAUCCCUCGAAUCUUUAUUUGUUUUGGGUGAGAAAUUUAUAACCAAAAAUGAAAUUGCUGAUAUAUUUACCAGCCUCAUCAAAGCGCUUCCACGUGUGGUUCUUGGAAGUGAUAAGACAAUUGCUUUGUCACAUGCUCAGAAACUACUUUCUCUAGUCUAUUAUGCAGGUCCAGACCUUUUAGUAAAUUACCUUCAGUCUCCUGUCAAUGCAUCAUGUUUUUUGGAGUGUUUUGGAUUAUGCUUCAGUCAUAAUUCACGGUUUGCUGGUUCCAUGAAUAACCUAAUUUUGUCAAAACCGCUUUCAACUGGAUACUUGCUUUCCAUUGCUGAGCUGAAAACUGGCAAUAUCUUGAGUUCUCCAAGAAAUCUUACCAAGGAUGCCACUUUUCCUGUUGUUUCCAAAAUUUCUAUUUUGCAAGAUGAGGAUUUGCAAAGUCCUUCAGAAUAUGUAAGUAGUGUUUUGGAGUUUCCUCACAUGCCUCCUUGGUUUGGUAUUGCUGGCAGUCAGAAACUAUACCUAACUCUUGCUGGAGUACUUAGACUUGUCGGGCUGUCCAUAAUAUCAGGACAAAAGAGCAAUAUGUUUUUAUCAGUUCUUGUUGAUAAUUUGCUAGAUCAGUUUCGCCAGUUGAUAUCAGAGCUUCGUAUGAAAGAAUAUGGCAAAGAACGGUGGAAAACUUGGUAUUUUCAUCAUGGUUCUGGCCAGUUAUUGCGCAAGACAAGUUCUGCAGUUUGCGUGUUAAAUGAGAUAAUAUACGGAUUAUCAGAACAGUCAGUUAAUACAUAUUCAACAUUCUUUAAAAAGUCUAGGGAAGAAACCUUGCAAGAAAAGAAACUUGCAUAUGAUGAUGACAAGUCUACAACUUUCAAAUGCCAAGGAUCAGCUUGGAAUACGAGAGAGGGAAAGGAUAAUAGGGAUGCUACAAUUCUUUCCAUUGGCAGCAUUUUGCAUGAAUAUUUGUCACCUGAAGUGUGGGACAUUCCAUUGGAUCAGAAUGCACCUCUGCUGGAACAUGAAAUAGAAUUAGAUCUUCCAUUACAUUUCUUCCUAGACACCAUAAUGCUGCAACAGGUGAUCUUAGAUGGAAUAGGCAUUUUCAGCAUAGUUCUUGGAAAAGAUUUUAUAAGCAGUGGAUUUUUGCACUCUUCUCUUUAUUUAUUACUAAGGAACUUGAUUUGCUCUAACAGUGAGAUAAGAAUCGCAUCAGAUGCUGUCCUACGUGUUCUUUCUGUUUUGUCCGGCCAUGCCACCGUAGGGCACUUGGUUGUGGCAAAUGCAGACUAUAUUAUUGACACUUUAUGUUACCAGUUGCGGCAUUUGGAUAUCAAUCCCCAUGUUCCUGAUGUACUUGCUGCUAUACUGUCCUAUGUCGGUACUGCUCGAGAUAUUCUGCCAUUGUUGGAGGAGCCGAUGCGAGCUGUAUCCUCAGAGUUAGAGGUCCUUGGUAGGCAUCAACACCCAAAUUUAACUAUUCCUUUUCUAAAGGUAAAAUCCUAUGAGACUCAAGCGAGCGCCCAAGCGGCACUUCACUUAAGUGCGUCGCCUGAUCAUAGUGCUGUGGGUGAAAUUGCAAAGGCAUCACAAACUGAAGCAUCUUCUUUGCCAGAUCAGGCAGAAAUAUUUAGUGCACACAUCAGCUCCAAGAUUCUUAUGAUGCAAAAAUGGAUUAAUGAGAAUCAUGUGGCUAGAAGCUCCUUCUCCAUGUGUACCGAAUCCCAGGCUUUAGAAAUUGGAUCUGUCAAUUUUGAUGAUGUUAGUCUUCACUUGGAAUAUUGGGAGGAAUUAUUGUUUAAGUUUAAUGAGAUGAAAAGAUACAGAAGAAUUGUUGGAUCUCUUGUUGGAUCAUGCUUAAAAGCUGCAUCACCACUUGUUUCUUCACAGAAAGAAUCAGCUUGUCUGGUGUCUCUGGACAUUAUUGAGGAUGUUUCUGUAUCUCUUGCAAAAGUGGAGGAAGCUUAUAAGCACGAGAAACAAACCAAAGCAGCAAUCUGGGAAGCAGUUCAGUUGCUAUCACUAAAUGAUCUGAAAGAUGGGAUGGAGGCUGCAGAUGACGAAGCUGACGAGAACAGAGUGCUUCCAGCAAUGAACAUAAUCUGGCCUUAUUUGAUUCUUUGCCUUAAAAAUAAGGUUUCUGUGGUUGUGAUCAGAAAAUGCUUGAAUAUGCUGCAUAAAGCAGUUCAAAUUGGUGGCGGGGACUUUUUUGUUCGCCGGUUUCAGAAUGAUGGGCAUACUAUAUGGAAGUUGCUUACUUCAUCCACAUUUCGAAGGAAACCAAUGCUAUCAAAUGAGGAAAGAAUUCUUCUCCCUUACCGAAGUAAUUCUAUAACUUCAGAAGAACCUAUGGCUGAAGUCUCCAGCCAAAAAAUCCAGGCAGCAGUAUUGGACAUGAUUACCUUGAUAUGUUCAGACAAGAGGACUAGUUCAGCAUUGCAGACAGUCCUGAAGAAAGUUAGUGGUAUUGUCGUAGGUAUUGCUUGCAGUAGCAUGGCAGGUCUCAAAGAUGCAUCUCUAAGGGCAUUAUCAGGACUUGCUUGCAUUGAUUCAGACCUUACCUGGCUUCUGCUUGCCGACGUCUACCAUUCCCUGAAUAGAAGGGAUGUUAUCCUUCCACCAUGCCAAGAUCUGGCUGGGAUUUCUGAGCUGCUUCCUGCCGCAUCAUCCAAAAAGGAAUAUUUGUUUGUGAAUUAUGCAGGAGAAGAUUUAGGCCUUGAUAUAGAUCCUUCAUCCGUGGAGGUAGUAUUUAGAAAGAUGGAAUCAGAAGUUCUUUUAUGAUAACAUUUGUACAGUCGGAUCUGUAUCAUGUUGAAUGUACUCUGUAAAUUUGUGGGAGAUGUUAAGAAUCAUUGAGAAUGUAAAAGGGCAUUAGAUGUCACUUUGCACAUGGUAGUUAUCCUUUUCUAGCAAGGCAAGUUUGGGUAACUUUCCUUCAGUGAGAUAAUUUCUUGUAUAUUCUGUCUCAUGGAGUUAAAUGAUUUCAUUUGUAUGAUGUUCAUGAAACUCUGAAAUCUACUCAAAUGUUUGGUUAUCAUACCAUUAAUAUUGUGUGA